Messenger RNA from Nomascus leucogenys (northern white-cheeked gibbon), 935 nucleotides. RefSeq names its product serine protease 40. The record is from RefSeq and is a predicted model, not a curated record. Lineage: Eukaryota; Metazoa; Chordata; Mammalia; Primates; Hylobatidae. Gene Ontology annotation, molecular function: serine-type endopeptidase activity. Gene Ontology annotation, biological process: proteolysis. The transcript has 4 exons.
GGAGCCCCACGGUUGGCCACGCGCCGCGCCGCGGCCACCGGCCGGAUGAGGGACGCAGGGGCAGAGCGCUCAUGCCACGGCUGGCGGGGGCACUGCGCACUGGCUGCCUCCCUCCUCUGGCCAAUUCUCCUGCUGCUGCGCGUCCAGUCCACCUCGUCCCUCUCUGCAGGUCCACUGACCCAUCUGAUUACCAGAUCCUGCUUGGGUACGACCAGCUAAGCCAUCCCACGGAGCACAGCCAGCAGAUGACAGUGAAUAAGAUCAUGGUGCACACUGACUAUAACAAGUUGCAGCGCAUGGGGAGUGACAUUACCCUGCUGCAGCUGCACCGUCAUGUGGAAUUCAGCUCCCACAUCCUCCCCGCCUGCCUUCCGGAACCAACCAUGUGGUUGGCCCCUGACAGCUGCUGCUGGAUAUCUGGUUGGGGAAUGGUCACCGAGGAUGUCUUCCUGCCUGAGCCCUUCCAACUUCAGGAGGCAGAGGUCAGUGUCAUGGACAACAGUGUCUGUGGAUCCUUUUUCCAGCCCCAGUACCCUGGCCAGCCAAGCAGCAGUGACUACACCAUCCACGAGGACAUGCUGUGCCCUGGGGACCUCAUCACAGGAAAGGCCAUUUGCCGAGGAGACUCCGGGGGUCCCCUCGUCUGCCCGUUAAAUGGCACCUGGUUCCUGAUGGGGCUGUCUAGUUGGAGCCUCGACUGCCUCUCACCCGUCGGCCCCAGCGUCUUCACCGGGCUCCCCUACUUCACCAACUGGAUUAGCUAGAAGAAGAGGGAGAGCCCCCCUCCAGAUCCCGCCGUGGCUUCUCCUCAGGAAAUGCCCCCAGCCCUGGACAGCAUGACCUGUCAGGGCACCGUCCACAAGACCGGGCUCUGUGCAGCCCUUCUGGCUGCUCACACCUUCCUCCUGCUGCUGAUUCUCCUGGGGAGCCAGUGA